AUGUAUAGACAAAUACCUUUAUCUGUUGCGUUCAGUAGUGAAAACCCUGACGUCAAAAUAAAGGGGAACAGAGUAACGUUUAAGUUUCCAACAGACUGGAUUGUGAACAUAAAUGAAGAGAAGUACAUUGGCAUAACAUCUAUGUAUAUAACACGUGCUUUCAGAAAGGUUGACUUUAUACUUCAAGUCGAGAUAGAAAAUGACGAACAGUCUUUAAGCGCCCAAAACAUUCACAUAUACAAAUACUUUAAAGACGAUACAACAUUGUUGCAAUGUAUGAUUUCAUUUAAUGAAAUGUUCGAGAAAAAGUUUAACAUUGAAGUACAAACUUUACAGCCUUUACGUGAGUUUCUUGCACAACUGAAAGAAGAAGGUAGUCAGCCACAACUUAUAGACUUUCAUUAUGAAUUUAAUGAAAAUGAAGAUGGAACUCAUGACUGUCAGUUUGUUGUAUUCUCACCAUUCAAUGAAGUCGCUAAAGAGAAAGAAAAUCCAUUACGUAUAAGAUUUCAAAUCUCUGAACCAAGUGAUGAUUUCAAGAAUGUUUUCAAUUAUGAUGCAAUGCUUC
Molecule: messenger RNA, 568 nt
Organism: Trichomonas vaginalis G3
Lineage: Eukaryota; Parabasalia; Trichomonadida; Trichomonadidae
Exons: 1
Source: RefSeq, a predicted model, not a curated record